GCGAUGGUGAUGUGCUGCGAAGAGCUGGUAGCUCUGAUCGUCACGUAUCUGGGUCGGCGGGAUCUGGCACGGUGCUGCAGCGUCUCCAAGCUGUGGAACCAGUGCUGCCGCUGGCAGCUCGCCCACGGCCGCGGAUUAGGGUUUCUCAUCGCCCCUACCGAAGGAUCCAAGCUAUGGAUGUGCGAUUCCAACACUGGGGAGGAGCAGUGGGUGCCACUAGGUCUCUCUGAUUCGGCUGUGCUGGGAACUUGCCAAGGAUUGGUGCUUAUAGAAUCGGAUGGGGUGCUGGCGAUUGGCGAGCCCAGCGUGAAGCGGUGGAAGCUCUUGUGGAGGCCGCGGAUUGAUGCAAUAUCGGCUUGGCUGGGUCGUGUGCAAGGCCAGCUUCUCAUCCUCAUCAUCGACAAGUCCGGCGCCGUGCAAAAGUACGAUUUCGCCAACGAUUCUUGGAUAGAUGUUUGCCGCCCGUCGAGGAGGAUCGCUCUAAUGGAGGAAUGCGUCUUAAUCAGGGGCGGCUGCUACAGGCUCUUCGAAAAGUUGACGCAUGGCCAUGACUACGUGUUUGAUGAUAUUUACAAGCUGGAUCUGAGGCGUGGAGUGUGGGACAAGAUGAACAUGAGACGUGAAUCUGUUCGCAAAUUCGAGUGCCUCCGGAUAGAGAAAAAGGUGGUAGAAUGGCGAGGCAAGGCCCUCAUGUAUACUCUUAAGGUGUUUGACCAGGAGGAGGAGCUACGAGAGGGCAGGGGAUUCGACACUCCAAGACUGUAUGAGCUACUGGUUGAUAAGGGAAAGGUGGUGGAGCUUCCGACGCGGCUGGACGCAGCCAUCCUGAACCCUUACAAGUACGAGGUGGUGUCUGAUGACUAUGACCUCUUUUGGAUAACUGGAGACAGAGAUGUGUUCAAGUAUUCGGUGGUGGACUCGUUCUUUAACAAGCUGGUACAGGGCUCUGAUACUGCGCCAAUCGAUGCGGGAGCUUACUUCUAUAUUCCUGACGGUGGGGAAGCCUUGUCUCGCAACAUUUUGUCACAUUUGCCCGAUGUACCACAUGAUUAUUAGAGCU
Messenger RNA from Selaginella moellendorffii, 1060 nucleotides. RefSeq lists its product as uncharacterized. NCBI's taxonomy places the organism in Eukaryota, Viridiplantae, Streptophyta, Lycopodiopsida, Selaginellales, Selaginellaceae. The coding region runs from base 4 to 1056 and encodes 350 amino acids. Gene Ontology annotation, molecular function: ubiquitin-protein transferase activity; protein binding. Gene Ontology annotation, biological process: SCF-dependent proteasomal ubiquitin-dependent protein catabolic process. The transcript has 2 exons. The record is from RefSeq and is a predicted model, not a curated record.